Molecule: messenger RNA, 612 nt
Organism: Phlebotomus papatasi
Lineage: Eukaryota; Metazoa; Arthropoda; Insecta; Diptera; Psychodidae
Product: holotricin-3-like
Exons: 2
Coding region: 122-508 (128 amino acids)
Source: RefSeq, a predicted model, not a curated record
CUCUGAAAUUUAGUAUAAAAGCACAAUCUCAGUCGAAUAGUACAUCAAAAAGUAUCUCUGACUCCUGUAGUGAAUCUCUCUUGUGAAAAUUUAUCUCUUCUCUUAAUUUGAAGCUCUAAAAAUGGCAAAAUUCAUGUUUGUAGCUGUUUUUGCUGCCCUCGUGGCUAUCUCAGUUGCUGUCCCUAGGCCUGAUAACUAUGGAGCAUCCGGUGGUAUCCAUGGUGGUGGUCAUGGUGGAGUUCAUGGUGGUGGUAGCCAUGGUCUUCGUGCACCAGUAGUACGGCAUGAACAUGGAGGAGUUCAUGCACCUGCGGAAUCCCGUUCAUUAGGACAUGGUGGAAAUGUUAGAGAUCAUAAAAACUGGCGCAGUGGUCAUGGAGGUGGACAUGAUGGACAUGGUGGACACGGUGGAUAUGACAGAGGUACAAUUAAGGAUUUUCCAAAAGAAAUAUUCAUUGUGAAAAGUCUAAUUCUUCUCUUGUUUUUAGGACACAACACGCGUUACUAAACCUCAAACAGCAAUCUCUACAACAGCCAGUCUAGAAGAGAAUCUUCUAUGUUCUUUGCAAAAAAAGGUCGCACUUACAACAAAAAAAAAACAAACAAAACAAC